Sphenostylis stenocarpa is the source of this 2307-nucleotide messenger RNA. The record is from the annotation of a GenBank genome assembly. Lineage: Eukaryota; Viridiplantae; Streptophyta; Magnoliopsida; Fabales; Fabaceae.
AUGUCGAAGAGAAAGUUCGGAUUCGAAGGCUUCGGCAUAAACCGGCAAUCCACCUACAGCUUCGAGCGAUCCCAGGCUCCUCAGAGGCUCUACGUCCCUCCCUCCGCCCGUCACGGCCACGACAACUACGAGGACACCGACCUCGACAACAUCGACUACGACGACAACAACAACAACGAUGAAGGGAACAAGAACAACAACGACGACGAGGAAAUCGACCCUCUCGACGCCUUCAUGGAGGGGAUUCACGAGGAGAUGCGGGCGCCGCCUCCGCCCAAGCCAAAGGAGAAGACCGAGGACCGGUACCGGGACGACGACGACGACGACCCCAUGGAGAGCUUUCUGAAGGCGAAGAAGGAUUUAGGGCUGACUCUCGCGUCCGAGGCGCUGCACGCUGGGUACGAUUCCGAUGAGGAGGUUUAUGCUGCUGCCAAAGCCGUGGACGCUGGUAUGAUUGAGUAUGAUUCCGAUGAUAACCCUAUUGUUAUUGACAAGAAGAAAAUUGAGCCCAUUCCUGCUCUCGAUCACUCUUCCAUUGACUACGAGCCCUUCAAUAAGGAUUUUUACGAGGAGUCACCUUCAAUAUCAGGUAUGAGUGAGCAGGAUGUUAGUGAAUACCGGAAGAGUUUGGCUAUUCGUGUUUCUGGUUUUGAUGUUCCAAAGCCAAUAAAGGCUUUUGAGGACUGUGGGUUUCCAUCACAGAUUAUGAAUGCUAUAAAGAAACAAGGUUAUGAGAAGCCGACAUCUAUACAAUGUCAGGCUUUACCAGUUGUGCUUUCUGGCCGGGAUAUCAUUGGUAUAGCAAAAACUGGUUCUGGUAAGACAGCUUCUUUUGUGCUUCCUAUGAUUGUGCAUAUUAUGGAUCAGCCUGAGCUUCAAAAGGAGGAAGGGCCUAUAGGGGUGAUAUGUGCACCUACCAGAGAAUUGGCUCAUCAGAUAUAUCUGGAGGCCAAGAAAUUUGCAAAAGCGUAUGGAGUACGUGUCUCUGCUGUCUAUGGUGGAAUGUCAAAGCUUGAGCAGUUCAAAGAACUCAAGGCUGGAUGUGAGAUAGUUGUUGCUACCCCUGGCAGAUUGAUAGACAUGCUGAAGAUGAAGGCAUUGACAAUGACGAGAGCAACUUACCUGGUACUUGAUGAGGCUGAUCGGAUGUUUGAUCUUGGUUUUGAGCCUCAAGUAAGGUCCAUUGUUGGGCAGAUUAGGCCGGACCGCCAAACUUUACUCUUUUCUGCAACAAUGCCCCGUAAAGUUGAAAAGUUGGCUAGGGAAAUCCUUACUGAUCCUAUUAGAGUAAUUGUUGGAGAGGUGGGGAUGGCAAAUGAAGAUAUUACUCAAGUUGUUCAUGUGAUUCCUUCUGAUGCUGAAAAAUUACCUUGGCUUCUGGAAAAGCUAUCUGAAAUGAUUGAUCAAGGGGAUACCCUAGUUUUUGCUUCCAAAAAGGCCACUGUAGAUGAAAUUGAAUCACAGUUGGCUCAGAGAGGCUUUAAAGUUGCUGCCCUGCAUGGUGAUAAAGAUCAAGCUUCUCGGAUGGAUAUUUUGCAGAAGUUUAAAUCUGGUCUCUACCAUGUGCUCAUUGCAACUGAUGUUGCUGCCCGGGGUCUUGACAUCAAGUCAAUUAAGUCAGUGGUAAACUUUGAUAUUGCAAAAGAUAUGGACAUGCAUGUCCAUCGCAUUGGAAGAACAGGUCGUGCUGGUGACAAGGAUGGGGUUGCAUACACGCUUAUAACUCAGAAAGAAGCACGGUUUGCUGGUGAAUUGGUCAACAGUUUAGUUGCUGCUGGUCAGAAUGUGUCCGUGGAGUUGAUGGAUCUUGCUAUGAAGGAUGGGAGAUUCAGGUCGAAACGUGAUGCAAGAAAAGGAGGUGGGAAAAAAGGCAGAGGUAGAGGUGGUGGCGGAGGUGGCCGUGGUGUGCGAGGAGUGGAUUUUGGGUUGGGCAUCGGAUAUAAUCCUGAGUCAAACAACGCACCAUCUAACGCAGUUCCUAGUCGAUCUGCCGCUGUAAAUUCUCUGCGGACAGGAAUGAUGUCACAAUUUAGGAAUAACUUUGUUGCUGCUUCGUCAAACUCUCAGAAUGAAGGUUUUGGUAACAAUACAAGCAUGCCUGCCAAUAAGAGACCAGCACUCCCUGGUUUUGUAUCUGGUGGAUCAAUUGGUGGAGACGUAAAUACAUAUCAGCACACUGCCUCACCCAGUCCUGCUUCGUCAGCCGUAAAUUUCACCACUCAAGGUUCUGGAGUAAAUCCUGGCCAGAAGAGCAUUAAUAGUUCUAAACCCAAAGAGAGGCGGAGGCCAUCAGGUUGGGAUAGAUAG